AUGGAAUUAGUUGAUGGACUGGAAGAGCAGGAAGACGACAAUGAUAAAGAGUCGGUAGACAGAAAGAAUGAUGAAGAUAUGGAAUUAGUUGAUGAACAGGAAGAGCAGGAAGACGACAAUGAUAACGAGUCGGUAGACAGAAAGAAUGAUGAAGAUAUGGAAUUAGUUGAUGGACUGGAAGAGCAGGAAGACAACAAUGAUAAAGAGUUGGUAGACAGAGAGAAUGAUGAAGAUAUGGAAUUAGUUGAUGGACAGGAAGACAACAAUGAUAAAGAGUCGGUAGACAGAGAGAAUGAUGAAGAUAUGGAAUUAGUUGAUGGACUGGAAGAGCAGGAAGACAACAAUGAUAAAGAGUUGGUAGACAGAGAGAAUGAUGAAGAUAUGGAAUUAGUUGAUGAACAGGAAGAGCAGGAAGACAACAAUGAUAAAGAGUUGGUAGACAGAGAGAAUGAUGAAGAUAUGGAAUUAGUUGAUGGACAGGAAGACAACAAUGAUAAAGAGUUGGUAGACAGAAAGAAUGAUGAAGAUAUGGAAUUAGUUGAUGGACAGGAAGACAACAAUGAUAAAGAGUUGGUAGACAGAAAGAAUGAUGAAGAUACGGAAUUAGUUGAUGGACAGGAAGACGACAAUGAUAAAGAGUCGGCAGUGAAUGAUGAAGAUAUAGAGCGGGUCGAUGGACAGGAGGACGACAAUGAUAAAGAGUCGGUAGACAGGGAGAAUGAUGAAGAUAUACAAUGA
Messenger RNA from Paramuricea clavata, 738 nucleotides. Lineage: Eukaryota; Metazoa; Cnidaria; Anthozoa; Malacalcyonacea; Plexauridae. The record is from the annotation of a GenBank genome assembly.